Morchella importuna is the source of this 1137-nucleotide messenger RNA. RefSeq lists its product as uncharacterized. The transcript is spliced from 5 exons. Lineage: Eukaryota; Fungi; Ascomycota; Pezizomycetes; Pezizales; Morchellaceae. Bases 1 to 1137 code for a protein of 378 amino acids. The record is from RefSeq and is a predicted model, not a curated record.
AUGGCACUCGCCUCCGAGAUCCUCACAGUCCUCGACAGGAAUACCGAGACGCUAAAUCGCCUCAUCUCCUCGGGCCAGAACGUGCACUGCCCGACGGCACAGCGACAGUUCGUCGCGACAGCCGAAGCCGCUUCGCGGCUCGCAGAGACGGAGCGGCUCAAGGCGGAGGCGAUGAUGGUGCGGAUGCAGAAGAUGAAGAUCGAUGCUGAGACGGAGAGGCUUAAGGCAGAGACGGAGCGGAUGAAUGCGGAGAACAAAAGGUUGCAAGUGGAGGCGGAGGCGGAUGCGGAGAGGUUCAAGGCAGAAACAGAGCGGAUAAAGGUGGGGACUGAUGCGGGGGAGGAGAGGUUCAAGGCAGAAACAGAGCGGAUGAAGGUGGAGGCGGAGGCGGAGGCGGAGAAGGUGCGGACAGAGGCUGAGCGGGCUGUGGCGGAGACGGAGAGGUUGAAGGCGGAGGCGAUGGUGAUGAAGAGUGAGAGGAUGAGGAUUCGCGCGGAGAUGGAGAGGCGGGAGGCAGAAGCGGAGCGGAUGAGAGCGGAGGAGAGGAGGUUGAUUGAGGAGGAGAAGGCCCAGAAUGUACUGAAAGAGGCUGGGAGGGUGGAGAACAAGCAAGUGAAGGUGGAGGAGGAGAGGGUGGGGCAGAAAGAUCUUUCCGGGUCAGCGCGGGAGACCCAGACAAUAUUCUUCUGGGACAGGCUGAAGGCAGACCCGGAGGCGGAGCGGAUGAGGUUUGAGAAAGAGAGGCUUAGGUCCGUGACACAGCGGCAGAAGGCGGAGGCGGAGACGGGGCAGGAGAGGGUUGAGGCCGAGACGGUGGGUGGAAAGGAUCUGUCCAGGUCUACGCGGGGAGCGGGGCCGUUGUUCUUUUGGGGCGGGCUGGAGGCGGAGCGCGUUCAGAUGGAGGGGGGAAAGGUUGGCAAGGUGGUUCAGAAGGAGGUGCCACUAGACGGGGGGGACGAACGGAGAGAGAGGAUCGUGAGACAGGGUAGAGACCGGGGGGGAAAGGGUGAGCCGAAGCUAAGGGCGGAGACAGCGAGGCAGAAGGUGGAGGCAGAGAAAGUUGGCCAGGAGAGGCGGGGGCUUGGGGACCGUCCACCCGAGAUUGACCUAGUUGACCGCCAGCAUUGGGUAGCGUGA